AUGAGUGAAGCACUAGAAGAAGAAUAUUCGGAUUAUGAGAAAAUGCAAAGAAGUAUUAAAUUAGAUAUAACAGUUAAUUAUUGGCUUAAGCAACUUGAAUAUGCUAAAAAAUGGGUAAUAAUUGAAAAGU
Messenger RNA from Dentiscutata erythropus, 130 nucleotides. Lineage: Eukaryota; Fungi; Glomeromycota; Glomeromycetes; Diversisporales; Gigasporaceae. The record is from the annotation of a GenBank genome assembly.